UAAAAUUAUGGUGCAAUCUUCGGCUCCAAUAUUUGUUGAACUUGGUAUUGUCGGUCCUGAUGUGCUAGAAAUCAUUUCAGAAUUAAUAUCACUUGUUUGUAUUUCAGCAUUAUCAGCAGCUAUUGGAUCAAAGACAUUUGGAGAGAGCUUAAAGACAAUAAAUUAUGGUCGUUUUUUAGUUAUUCUGCUUUAUUUAGUAUCUUGGGCCUUUGCAGUUACAUCUGUUGUAGUUGUGUCUACUAAUAAUAAUAAUAUAAUUUCAUGUACUCUAGGAAUGCUUUCCUGCGAUAUAUUUUAUGCUGGGAGUAAAAUUAUAAUUUAUGCUUGGUUAAUUGAACGUAUUCAUCUUGUUACUGCAGUAAAAACAUCUCGUUUUAAAACAUGUCAAUAUAAAGCUCAUAUAGGGCUUUUAUGUCCAUAUAUUAUUAUAUUCGUCCUGAUGUUAACUUAUAGAAAUAUAUAUCUCGAAUCUGAUGGAAAAUGUACUAUUGGUCUUCAAUUAGUUGCAAGUGUUCCUUUACUUGUUUACGAUUUUAUACUUAAUUUGUACUUGACUUGGCUCUUUAUGGCACCUUUAAUGAAUGUUGGCUUAUCCUCAAAGGUGAAUUGGAAGAGGUCAAAGCUGUAUAGAGUAGCACGUCAUACUUUGGUCGCCUCUAUUGUAUCUCUAUUAAUCUCAUUUGUGAAUGUAUUAGUUGUUGUUAUUACACAUGGUCAUGAAAGGGGUUUGGUUUGUCUUACAAUGUGUACACUAGAUGUGACGAUCAAUGCAGUAACUGUCUAUUGGGUUACAACAAAUCGUCGUACAAAUAAAACCAAAAAUACAAGUGGGAGAGGCAACAAACCUUUUCGUGAAUCAGAAGAUCGUAUCUCGGCUGAACUUACUUUUGAUGCUCAAGAGCCACAAAAUCAUGAUAAUAUUUCUAAAUAUGAGUUUGCUUCUAUACAUUUAGACCGUGAUAGUAAACUAAACAUGAAUGAAGAUGAUAGUGGCGAAAGUGUUAGAUCAAUACAGAUUUCGCAACUAAGUGCAAAACCAUUACACCGUUAUUAAUUCUAAUUUUGCUUUUUCUAAUAAAAUAUAUAAGACCAGUUUUGUUAUCAAGGUAAACAUGUAUAAAGUAGUUUAUUAAGAUUAUAGUGGCUCUAUAUAAAUAUAU
Messenger RNA from Cokeromyces recurvatus, 1160 nucleotides. RefSeq lists its product as uncharacterized. The transcript is spliced from 7 exons. The coding region runs from base 8 to 1054 and encodes 348 amino acids. The record is from RefSeq and is a predicted model, not a curated record. NCBI's taxonomy places the organism in Eukaryota, Fungi, Mucoromycota, Mucoromycetes, Mucorales, Mucoraceae.